This is a messenger RNA of Brassicogethes aeneus, 688 nucleotides long. The record is from the annotation of a GenBank genome assembly. Lineage: Eukaryota; Metazoa; Arthropoda; Insecta; Coleoptera; Nitidulidae.
AAAAGUUCAACGCCACUGUCUUCAUUGUUACAUCGAAUUUCGAUGAUGGAAAACAAGAAACAGUUUUCGAUCAUCGAAUUCACCUGCUGCGAAAUUGACAUAUGGAAAAUAUCGUAAUUUGGUUUUUCCUUAUUGUUUUCUUUAAAAACUAAGCUCAUUUGUGGCAAAAACAAGUAAAAAUACAUUAUACAAAAUGCCUAGAAGAGGUCGAGUUAAGAAAGAAGGACCAGAAUCUGGCGAAGACUCCGACGAAUACAGAAAAAGAAGAGAUAGAAACAAUCAAGCUGUUAAAAGAAGCAGAGUAAAAUCAAAACAAAAAACGCAAGAGACUAUGAAUAGGGUGAACGAAUUAAGAAACGAGAAUACCGUUUUAGAGGAAAAAGUAAAAACCCUGACAAAAGAGUUGGGUUUUCUUAAAGAGUUGUUUCUUGCUCAUGCUUCGAAUAGUGUGGAUUCCUCUAAAUUUGAUGGCAUAGAUUUACAGAAAAUGUUGGCAGAUGAUAGCAAUCCAUCUCAGUAGUGUUUUUAUUACCCAAUUAAGUAGAUGUAAGUUAUUUUACGUUAUUGUUUAAAAUUAGGUACAAAGUUUAAAAAUUAUUAUUUGGAAAUGUGAUAAUUGUAUUAUAAGUUUAAAUGAUUGUUUUUAUAAUAUAUUAUAAGUAUGGAGGUACUUAUUUUUAAAUACAGA